AUCGACAGUUCUUGACAACAAUACUUCGAGAGAUGUGAGUAUCGAUGCCAUGCCCUUUUUUAGAAAGGAAAGAAAGGAAGGAAAGGAAGGAUGUUACGUUUUCGUUUACUUUUUCCAAAUUUGCAGCUAAUUUCACAUACCAAAUUGUCACAAAUUUAGGAAUUGUGUGUUAUAUCUUGAUACAAAUGAUACUUACACUUAUACAAGCUUUUAUUAUAACGUUCAUUUCAUGAACGAGUAAUAAAUAUACGAUCCAUGAAUAUGGAAAUCACACAAACGACAUUAGAAGACAUCAAAGAUGUUGCUGAAGCAUUGCAAGAUGAUGAAACGGAUACGUGGACUGAAUAUGAUGAAGAUGAUAUUGAAUUGAUGGAAAAGGAACAUAAAGAUACAGACAGAAGAGCUAAAUUUGAAGUUAUAGAAGAAAUAGGAAAAGAUGUGAAAGCGGAAUCAGAAAUUAUCGAUGAGACUGAUAUACUGGCUAAUUUUAUAACAGAACUUGAAGCGAAAAGAACGAAGGAAUUGGCAGCCAAGACUGAAGAGAAGAAAAAACGGUUGCGGCAUUUAAUUCAUGUAACUUAAGCGUGGUAACUUGAUAUAGCUCAACAUUUUAAUAACAUCCAGAAUGUCCUGUAUUUUAACAUUUUAAUGUUCCCAAUUCGAUCUAAGAUAUGUCACGAUCGCAAUAAUUAAGCUACCACAACGUGAAUCAAUGAUAGAACCGAUCUGCCUUUAAUUUUGAGUAAAUUUCUAAUCAAGUGCUAUAUGUUAUACAAGGCGCAGGUUAAACGGAAGAAAGAUGAUGAUGCGUCUGAGGAGACGCCGAUCACACCAGAAGAUGAAGAUAUUGUGAGUGAUCGAGUAUCCACUGAGAGUUCAAUUCAUCCAUGUUUACGCGAGAUAGACAUCAGUGAUUCACAGCUGCAACUAGUGAAUCCGUACACAGUGUAUCAGGUCCCGAAUGAUCCCGGAUUGCUACCAGCUUUCUGGCUGUUACGCGAGCGUCCGCCGAUGUAUAACCCGGAUGGUGUACAAAAAUUUUACGACACGGUAAAACGUACAGGUUUAAGACCGAUCGGUUUGUUGAAGGACAUGCUUUUAACCGAUCAGUUGAAUCUGCGGUAUUAUGGACUCGAGUCACCAGUAAUGAAAGCGAUCUGCGAGGCUUUGGCUGAUAACACUUUCGUACGAAAAUUAGAUUUAAAGGACAAUAAACUGUCCUUGGAUGCGUGCAAACAUCUAAAUGAUUUAUUGCUCAGGAACAACACGAUAACCGAUUUGUCAUUAUCUGGUUGCCGAAUUGGCACAAGCGGGGUAAAAAAAUUGUAUGACGCGAUAUCGGAGAACGCAACCCUGAAGACGCUUGAUCUCAGUAGCUGCAAUAUUGGAAACGAAGGCUUUGGAUACAUCGCGUCCGCAUUAUCCAAUAAUCAAAACUUGGAGUGCGUUAAUCUAUUCAAUAAUCAUCUAGAUGAGACGUGCUCGGAAAAUCUACAAGAUCUGCUCUCACAUAACAAAGGCUUGACGCACCUAGAUCUAUCUUGGAAUUCUCUGUACAACGCAAAAAUCUGGAAAGCCCUGUUCGAUGGAUUGAAGAAAAAUGAGACACUGCGUUUCCUGAAUUUAUCUUGGAACGCACUUGAUAGUGAAUCCGUGCCUCAUAUUUAUCAACUAUUAUCACGCUCGCAGAAUAUCGAGAAGCUGGACUUAAGUUGGAAUACAUUUACUGAACACGAUGCUAUAGUAAUCGCAAAAGCUCUAUCGAAAAAUAGUACGCUCCAGGAAUUACGUCUGGGAAAUAACCCUUUAAAAGCACAAGGUGCUUCAGCUUUAAUUCAUAAAAUUAUACCGCAUGUUUCGCCCCAUAGUGCUUUACGCCUUCUGGACUUGGAGAAUGUUUGGGCGAAUAAGGAUAUUCUCUACGAUUUGGAAAUAAUUAAAAACCUUAGACCGUGGGUCACGAUCAAAUUAGGUGGUAUUUUAAGCAAUUACCAGGUUGUUGGACCAAACGUUAGGAAAAUACUUGUGAAAAGAGCGAAUUACGAGGCAAUGCUGACGAAACAAAAGAGAAAUCAAUUCAGCUUCGGUCACUUCGUCAUGUCGUUGACAGAUGAAAAAAUAUCGCGAGAAAAAUUUAAGCAGCUAGUGCAGAAUUUUAAGUUAAAGCUUUCAACAUCACUUAUCGACGAGAUUAUGAAUGCAUUCAAGGGACCAAAUGACACUGUUGAUGAAGAAUUAUUAAAAUCAUUUUAUUCAGGAGAAUAUCCGGAAACGAUAGCUAUACCAUCAAAAUUAAAGAAAAAGAAAGUUCAGAUUAUUGAAAAUAGAAAAAACAAAAAGUAGAACAAUGAUACAAAAGUACAAGAAACAUAAAA
This is a messenger RNA of Monomorium pharaonis (pharaoh ant), 2375 nucleotides long. RefSeq names its product leucine-rich repeat-containing protein 74B. NCBI's taxonomy places the organism in Eukaryota, Metazoa, Arthropoda, Insecta, Hymenoptera, Formicidae. The coding region runs from base 766 to 2343 and encodes 525 amino acids. The record is from RefSeq and is a predicted model, not a curated record. Gene Ontology annotation, biological process: activation of GTPase activity; nucleocytoplasmic transport. The transcript is spliced from 5 exons. Gene Ontology annotation, cellular component: nucleus; cytosol; perinuclear region of cytoplasm. Gene Ontology annotation, molecular function: GTPase activator activity; small GTPase binding.